Molecule: messenger RNA, 2112 nt
Organism: Cladocopium goreaui
Lineage: Eukaryota; Dinophyceae; Suessiales; Symbiodiniaceae
Source: the annotation of a GenBank genome assembly
AUGCAACCGGAUGGUACCAUCUCCGAGUUUGAACCAUUGGACUAUGCGGGAACAACCAAAAUUUUCAGAGCGAUGUUGAUGACCCCAUGGAAGCGCUUUCAAGGGGACCAUCCAUUAGAGCAACUUCAGAUGACUUACACCCUUCAUUCCAUGAAAGCCACGCUUUUGAGCUUUGGACCACAGCUGGGCACUUUGGUCAGCGACUCAGAUCGUCUUUUACAAGGACAUCACCAGGAUCAGAAACAAUCUUUGAAUCUGUAUGGUCGAGAUAGCGUUUGGGGUUCUCUCCGUUAUCAACAGACUGUCACAUCGCAGAUUCAACAAGGAUGGAGGCCAAAAACUGCACAACAUAGAGGGGGACAGUUUCCUCUUGUGGAGCCAACAGUGAUUUUAGAGCGUUACAAAAAAGUUGCACCUGACUACAGGUUUGAAUGGCUUCCGUUUCAUCACCAUGAAGAACCCCAGGAACUUCCACCGGCUCACGAGGUGGUAUCUGAAGAAUCCGAUACGGACUCCAGCAGCAGUGACAGUGACACUGACAGCAAAAGUUCCGAACAUGCUUUGUCGGUUCAGGAGAUGAACCCCAAGAAACAGGAACCAAUACAAGUGGAUGAAGCUGUGUUUGCUCGCCAUCGACGGGUCACCCAUGCUAUGGUGAUCAUGGACGACGGCAACGAUUCUAGACCUCUUUUCAUGGGGCAUUUGUGGAAGGCGUCAUGUGGAAACUGCGUCAUGACUACAAAGUCAUUAGAGGAUGCCAUGUCGGCAUGUGGCGUUGAACCAGUUAUUGCAUCACAGCUGGUGCAGAUGGGCUGGACGGUCCAAACAUUUGCGUGUGCUGCAGUGAAUUUAGAAGCGUUUGAUCGCCUGUGGCCUGAGUUUUUUCCGGAGGAAGAACCCUCACUGCUGCAGAAAGCUUCCCUGAGGGCGGCAUUCAAGAUGUGUCAAGAAAUGACACAACCUGCAUUAACCAAUAACCAGGCUGCACCUGCCUCAGCGGUUUCGGAUCCUAUGGCGAAUCCUGGAACUUGGGCGGAGAGUUUUCCACCGAAGUUAGAUGCAGCAGUGAUUGAUCAGAUGAAAACCAAAUUUUUGGCCAGUUACCCCUCUGAGUUGGUCAACCAUGAUACCAUGCCAAGCACAAGACUGCUUAGCCUUGUGCACCAUCAAUUGGGGAAGAAACAAUGGGCUUGGAUCCCCUGGAAAUAUAGACUGACCAUGGCGAAAUCUGAAGAGGUCGCCUCCCAGAGACAGAGCAAGAUACCAAAAUUAGAAGUGGCCUCCUUACAUCAUCUGUUGGUGGAUGAACCACCAGCCAUUGAUAUAUCAAAUACUGGAUUUGGAGUCAAUGCAGUCCGAAAUCUGUUGGCCGUUCAUGACAUGGCAGUGGCAAUGUGCGGUGGAGCCCAUUUGGCCAACCUCAAGGCCUACUCAGCCAAAUUUCUGAGCUUCCUGACCCAGAAGGUGGACCCAGAUAGCAUGUUGAGAUGUGCAUCCAUUACAGAAGCGCAGGCAGCGGACCGCCAAAUCUGGGCUGCAAUUGCAGAUUUAAUGUCAGAGCGUGGAUGGGAUAUGGACAAUUGCCUUCAUGAGUUCACCCACAUUCGUCAUGAUUUGCCAGGCCCUUCAGUUUCAGCGGCCUCAAUCAGUGCCGCGGCGGUGGCGGUCUCUCCCGACAUUCCUCCUAAGGAGGUGACAGAAGUCGAAAUGACCCAGGGAGAGCAGGAGGCAUUGGCCACGAAAUUUGCAUCUCUGGUUACACCAUUGGUUCACCAGACCUCCCAUGACUGGAAGUGGGAUGACAUUCAUUUUAUUCCAUCUAAGAAGGAACCACUGCAACCACCUUUUGGACAAGAGGAUGGCGGCGGUUUGCCGUCUAAUCCUGACUGGAGCAUGGGCGAACGUUCGGCCCCUGAUGUUUUUGGCCCUUUGCGGAAACAGUGGAUGCGAAGAAUCAUUGAUCAACGGUUGGAUAAGGAUUUGUUGCAAUAUUUUUCUCAGGAGGUGCAUGCGCAUCCGCCAUUUUCAGAUGCGGUCUUGGCUCCUUUCAAGCAAGAUUUGGAUAAUUUUUUGCGAGCUUCGGGCUUUUUACCUGACUGGCAGGCAAAUUAG